This is a messenger RNA of Malus domestica (apple), 1457 nucleotides long. Its product is annotated as clp protease adapter protein ClpF, chloroplastic. The record is from RefSeq and is a predicted model, not a curated record. Lineage: Eukaryota; Viridiplantae; Streptophyta; Magnoliopsida; Rosales; Rosaceae. Gene Ontology annotation, molecular function: protein binding; DNA binding.
CUUGUCAGAUUACUUUCCAGAGAAACACAGUCAAUAUCCUAAUCCACGGCGCACCCGAUAAAUCCCAGUGCAACUCAGCUUGAAACCGUUCCGGUUCCACACACUAUUUUCUACAUUUUCUGCAAAUUAAUUCUCAUAAAAAUCUUGAAGACGAAGGCGAACCCAAAAACCAGGCCGCCGGAGUUUGCUUCUUCUCUGCUUUCUCCGGCCACUCUCCGGAAUGUUUGCUUGAAUGAUUUUUGUUGAAGUGGGGUUUCCGGGACCCGGGACCCGAUGCUGAUAUUUCUAUACACAAGUGUGGAAGAACAACUGAGGAAGCGUAGUAUCCUGUGAAGGGUAUCGAGUUUGAUCAGUAGAACAAAAUGGAGCAAGGUCUGUCACUGAGUGCUCUGACUGCGUCUUGCAAUGGUGGGGUAUGUGGAUCAAUGCCUUCGUGGAGGAGGCAUUUCAAACUAAUGAGCAAAACCCGGAUAAGUACUGGUGUCGAAAGGUGUGGUAUCUGGCAUCUGUGCCGUCAAAGCUUAUUCUUAAGAGGUAACACCGAUGUGGUAAGACAAAGGAGUAUGAGGGUGGAAGCUGGUUGGCUGUUUAAAGGGGGUGAUCAGGGGUUGAAUGCAAGCUCGGAGCAGAGCGAGAGUGCUAAUGAAGAUAUUUUGAUAUUCUUUUUUCAGCUGGACCUGGCAACACGAGUACAGUAUGCUUUGAACACGGAACAGUAUGAUGUUGCACAACAACUAAGAAACAAGCUGACUGAGGUUGAAGCUGAGGUUAUUAAGCAGCAGGAGGCAAAAAGGGGUUCGUCCCCAAAGAGUGAAGCUCAAGAUAAGGCGAUAAGUAUCAUUCGCUUACGUGCAGACCUGCAGAAAGCAAUUGAGAGUGAGAAUUAUGCAGUGGCAGCCAAGCUACGAGAUACAAUUUCUAAACUGGAGGCAGAGUCACUGGCUGCAUCCGCCAAAGCUUUAGCACAUGAAAAUGCAAAUUAUUCAUUUCGUUUGGGACAGAGAGUGAGGCAUAAAAAUUUUGGCUAUCGCGCCGUGGUUUGUGGGAUGGAUCCGGUGUGUUCUGAAUCAAGUACAUGGAUGGAAACUGCACAGGUUGAAAAGUUGAGACGCGGUUCUAAUCAGCCAUUUUAUCAGAUUUUGGUUGAUGUACAUGCGGACCCCAACCUUCUGGUGGCAUAUGUUUCUGAGGAGAAUCUGUUAGCCCCUGAAGAACCCGACUUGGAUCAAUUUGAUCAUCCCUACAUUUCCUUUCUAUUCUAUGGGAUGGAUGCAGCUGGAGAUUUCAUCCCCAUCAAGCAAUUGCGAGAGAAGUACAAUCGGCCACGACAUGAAAUCCCCUACGAUCCUCAAGACGAGGGGGAAGGAAGAGAUGCUUAGUGAAAUCCCGGCAACAGACCCUUGUAUUAUAAGACGCUGAUUCACGUACUGCCCAUCAAUAUAUUAUUUUCUUCUUUA